UCCGCCUUUUACUUUUCGGCAGCCACUCUCCGCACAGGACUUCCCAUUGACUUUGCAAGGCUGCAUUCAACCCACCACAAGUCCCAAGUUUCGGAGUGCAAGGGAGAAGAAGCCCCAUAGUGUCGAUCUUUUUUAUUUGCGUAAUCUUUUUGAAAAGAAAAAGAGAGAAAAACACGAGAAGGGAUCCGUUUUACCUGUUGAUGAAGUCCCACCGGGCGUGGGACGCAGCGGAGCAGUCGGGUUUCUAGAAGAAAAGUCUGAAAUAGGUGCACCGUUCCAGUGGCCAGGAGGCGUGAAGGACCCUCGUAUUCCCCCCUUUCCCCCAGCAUUUACAGCCUGUGCUGUGUCGGUGGAAAAUGGGCACUCUGACCACUUCGAUCUGUGGACUUAUCCUCUCUUUCAUACUCACAUCGCAGCUUUUUACUGUGACACAGGCCUCCAAGGUAUGGGGAGAGGUUCCUCUGCCAGAAGAUUUGGAGGCAGAAAAAACUGUCCAGGGAUCUCAGAGUUUACUGGAUGAUGAUGAGGACUUUGCAGCUGAUGAAGCGUCAGGAGACCAGCCCAGUGGAGAGGAAUAUGGAAGCACACCGUGGCCUGAUAGCACAACACAUUGGUUGGAUUCUUCAUAUCUGAGGAACAUACAGAACCCAAGUGAGCACGACCAAAUUUAUUACAGAGCUUCUGUCAACUUCACCUCCCUGGUCUACGGUCCCGAAUACGAAGAAAUCUUCUCUCGUGAAUUUAUCGAGCUUUCUGAAGCAGUGGUGGACACGCUCGAGUCAGAGUACAACAAGAUUCCAGGUGUCCAGACAGUCAGUGUGAUCCUUGUUAAAAAGGAGAUAAGAGAGGAUGGCGUUGAUGUAUUUGUGGAAAUAGAUGUGGGAUCUGAAUACAACGCCAAUGAGGAACAGAUCCGCAGCGUGCUGUACAACGUGGUGAAGGAGGGAGCAAUUGCUUCCUACAGCACUUCGGUCCAGGGCUUUCAGUUCAGACGGCUUGGAGUAGCUGAACCUUUGCCUUCAGCGGAGCAUGUAGCAGACCCAGUAACCCCCAGUGUGAGACCCUGCAUGCCAGAUGAGCACAGGUGUGGUGAUGGGACAUGUAUCCUAAUGGAAUACCUGUGUGACAACCGACAAGACUGCAGAGACAUGAGUGAUGAGCUCAAUUGUGGGCCGAUUAUUCCGAUCAUCACAACCCCUGCCACCACAGUCGAUACAACCCAGAAGGUAGUGCGUCCCCCCGGCCAACCUGGACCCUGCAGAGUGGAUCAGGCUACAUGUCAGACUGGAGAGUGUAUACCUCGUGACUAUAUCUGUGACGGUCAGCGGGACUGCCCAGAUGGAAGCGACGAGUUUAGAUGUGGUACUCCAUCUCCCUGUGAACCCAACGAGUUCAAGUGUAAAAAUGGUCGCUGUGCACUCAAACUUUGGCGCUGCGACGGAGACAAUGACUGUGAGGAUAACUCAGAUGAAACCGACUGCCCCUCCAAGGGCCCCGAUGACAGGUGUGCUCCUGAGCAGUUUGAAUGCCUGAGUGAUAACAAAUGUAUCCCAGCUAGUUACCAGUGUGAUGAAGAGCCAGACUGUGAAGACCGCUCCGAUGAGUAUGGCUGCACCCCUCCUGCUGUAACAAGCCCCCCAGAAGAGUCAGUUCAGGUUGCACGGGGAGCCACAGUAACAUUCACCUGUCAAGCUGUUGGAGUGCCAACACCCAUUAUCACCUGGAGACUCAACUGGGGACACAUUCCUACCAGCAACAGGAUUACCGUGACCAGUGAUAAUGGCCGUGGGACCCUCAUUAUUCGUGAUGUGAAGGAGUCAGAUCAGGGGGCGUACACAUGCGAGGCCAUUAAUGCUAAAGGCUUGGUGUUUGGCAUCCCAGAUGGAGUGUUAACUCUUAUUUCAAAUCCAAACCAAGGCAACUGUCCUGAUGGUCACUUUAGCGUGAAUGGCCGCUGUUUGUCCUGCUUCUGCGGUGGAAUCUCUAAAAAUUGCAAGAGCACUGGACGUUAUCGCAACCAUAUCAGUCUGCGGUUCACAGAGGAGGAAAACUUCAAAGGAGUGAACGUUACCUACCCAUCGAGGCCUGGUACUCCUCCUCUUUCCUCCACUCAGCUCCUUAUUAACCCGGAGAUGGAAGAGUUCCAGCUUGUCGACCUCUCACGUCGUUUCCUUAACCUCGACUCCUUCUGGACCUUGCCUCGCCAGUUCCUGGGCAAUAAAAUCGAUUCCUAUGGAGGAUCAUUGAAGUUUAAGGUGCGGUACACACUAGCACGCGGAUUGUCCGAGUCUGUGGAGAAGCCAGAUGUGACGCUGGUUGGAAAUGGGCGCAGGCUUGUGUACCGCAGAGGCAAUGGCACCCCUCCCAAUGUGGUCAACCAAAAGGAGAUCAGAUUCACUGAAGACAACUGGCAGCACUCCAGUGGUCGUUCUGUGACCCGAGAUGAGCUGAUGAUGACCUUGGCCAACCUGGAAAGCAUCAGCAUCCGCACCAACUAUGAUAACCACAUGGUCAGUGUGGCACUCAGUGACAUUGUCAUGGAUACCACGACUGUGGAGUUCAGCGUUUUGGGUCAUGCUAAGGACGUUGAAGAAUGCAGAUGUCCUCCUGGAUACACAGGCCUGUCUUGUGAGAUGUGCUCUGCUGGUUUCGAGCGUGUUCCUGGUGGCUUGUAUCUGGGAACCUGUGCUGGUUGUAAUUGUAAUGGACAUGCUACUGCCUGUGAUCCAAUCAGCGGACAAUGUCUGAGCUGCCAGCACAACACAGAGGGCCCUCAGUGUGACAAGUGUCGUUCUGGCUACUUUGGCGACCCAAGCCGAGGCCGCCCUGAUGACUGCAAGCCCUGCCCUUGCCCGUACACUGAGACAUCACGACGGUUCUCUGACACCUGCUUCCUGAACAUUGACCAACAGCCAACAUGUGACGCAUGCAGGCCCGGCUAUACAGGAAGACGCUGUGAAAAGUGUGCUCCUGGUUAUCAGGGUAACCCUCUUCUGCCUAAUGGAAAAUGUGUCCCUGUCUCAAACCCAUCUACCAAGUGUGAUGAGAGAGGAAUUGUCAGCUCCAGCAGCGGGCCAUGCAGCUGUAAGAACAAUGUGGCAGGCGCUCUGUGUGACGAGUGCAAGCCUGGGUUCUUCCACCUAUCAGGGUCCAACGCUGAAGGCUGUCUACAGUGUUUCUGUAUGGGCGUCACCAAACAGUGUUCCAGCUCCACUUGGAAUAGAGAACAGGUGCGGGGCGGCGUAAACGGGCAACUCUUCUCCCUCUCCAAUAGUGCCAACACUAAUACCAUCACUGAAGGCAUCUCACAAAGGGGCUCCUCUGAAGUUGUCUACCGUUUCUUCUCGAGUCUCCCUAAUGACAUCUACUACUGGGUCCUGCCUGAGAACUUCAGGGGAGAUAAGGUGACAGCUUAUGGCGGAGAGCUUCGCUACACAGUGAGCUUUGAACCAUUUCAGCGCUCUCUUGUGAUUGAUGGUCAGCCAGAUGUGGUUCUCCAAGGCAAUGGAAUCUUCCUGGAACACUACGCUCAAACCAGACCGCUCCCACGUCUCCCACAAAUUGUCACUGUGACCUUCCGAGAGUCUGAAUGGCGUCGUGCUGACGGACAGCCGUGUACUCGUGAGCACCUACUGAUGGCGCUGGCAGACGUUGCUGUCUUCAUGAUCAGAGCCAGCUAUGCCGACAAUUUGGCUGAGAGCAGUGUCUCAGAUAUCCAGAUGGACAUUGCUGUUCCUCACUCAACUGGGUAUGAACGUGCUCUGGAGGUGGAAGAGUGCGCCUGCCCUCAAGGAUACAGAGGACCAUCUUGCCAGGAAUGUGACGAAGGGUAUACGCGGACUACCUCUGGGCUUUACCUGGGCACAUGUGGGAGGUGUGAUUGUAACGGUCACGCCAGCAGCUGUGACCCGGAGACCGGCAGGUGUCUGCAAUGUCUCCAUAACACUGCUGGCUCAAGAUGUGAGCGCUGUCAAAAUGGUUUCUAUGGAGACCCUGUCACGGGUGGUGCUCAGGCCUGUAAGCCCUGCUCCUGCCCUGGAAUCUCUUCUAAUAACCAAUUCUCCACGACCUGCUAUCUGGAUUCUGACGGCCAGCCGACCUGUGACAACUGUCCUCUUGGAUUCACUGGCCGACGCUGUGAAAGAUGUGCUCCAGGAUACACUGGUAAUCCAAUGCUUGGACAGAGCUGUAAAGUUGGCAAUGGACGUGAUGAGUGCUAUAACUGUGACCAAAGAGGGCAUGAAAGCUGCAAUAGUGGUGUGUGCAACUGCAAGAUGAACGUUGAAGGCCAGUAUUGCUCCACCUGUAAGACUGGGGCCUUCCAUCUGAGCCAAGAAAACAAAGAUGGCUGCCUGUCCUGCUUCUGUAUGGGUGUCACUCAGCAGUGCUCCAGCUCAACCUACUACAGAGAUCUGGUGUCCUCAGUCUUUUCUCCAGGGAACUUCCAGGGAUUCGCUCUGGUCAACCGUCAGCGCACCAGUCGCAUUUCCACUGGUUUCACUGUAGAGAUUUCCAAUGAAGGCACUCAGCUGUCCUACAGUAACUUUGACUACCUGGGACAGGAGCCUCACUACUGGCAGCUUCCAGGAGUUUACCAGGGUGAUAAGGUGGGGUCCUAUGGUGGAAAACUUAAAUAUACCAUUUCCUAUGUGGCUGGUCCGAGAGGAACGCUCCUUGAUGAUGCUGACGUUCAGAUUAUUGGUAAUGACAUCACCUUGGUAGCCCGUCAGCCUUGGCAGCGGAGGCAACAGGGCAGAGAGAUGAAUACAUUUGAGAUCGUCUUCAGAGAGGAAAAUUGGCGUCGACCUGAUGGCAUGAUUGCCACUAGAGAGCACCUGAUGAUGGUUCUGGCUGAUCUCGAUGACAUCCUGAUUCGAGCAUCCUACUCCACAGAGAUGCGCUCCUCCAGCAUCUCUGACAUCAGCAUGGAAGUUGCUGUGCCCAACUACAGCGGCUUGGCACAGGCCCUCGAGGUGGAGCAGUGCCGAUGCCCACCUGGAUACCAGGGACUCUCCUGCCAGGACUGUGCUCCUGGCUAUACCCGCACCGGUGGUGGCUUGUACCUGGGUCACUGUGAGCUCUGUGAAUGCAAUGGUCACUCUGACUCCUGUCACCCGGAGACCGGCAUCUGUACAAGCUGCCUACAUAACACGCAGGGUGAGCUCUGUGAGCAGUGUGCUCCUGGUUUCUUUGGUGACCCCACUGUUGGCACUCCAGAAGACUGCCAGCCAUGUGCCUGCCCUCACACUGACCCAGACAACCAGUUCUCCCCUACCUGUGAGAGCCUUGGAAAUGGAGGUUACCAGUGUACUGCCUGUCAGCCUGGCUACACUGGCCAGUACUGUGAACGUUGUGCUCCUGGAUAUGUUGGAAACCCACAGGCAAGAGAGAAGUGUCGUCCAAAUGAUGUUGCAGCCCCACUCGUAGUCAGAAUUUAUCCAGAGAGAGUCCUAGUGCCACAGGGAAACCCUGUCACUCUGCGGUGUCAGGUGUCUGGAUCACCUCCGCACUAUUUCUUCUGGUCGAGAGAAGAUGGACAGCCAAUCUCCGGCAGUGCUGAGAGACAUAGACAAGGAGCCGAGCUGUACUUCACCAGCGUCCAGCCAAAGGAUGCCGGUGUUUACAUCUGCACCUGCCAAGACCAGCGCAGCACUAACAGGAGCCACGCUGAAAUUGUUGUCACAAGUGUCCCUUCCAAACCUAUCCAGGUAAUCGUUGAAGAGCCCAAAUCCCAGACUAUAAGGGUCGGGUCUACUGUCCAAUUCAUCUGUACUGCACAGAGCAAGUCACCAGCCUACACUCUGGUCUGGACUCGAAGCGGCAAUGGGAAACUUCCCAACCGUGCCAUGGACUUUAACGGCAUCCUAACAAUUCAGAAUGUCCAGCCUGAGGAUGCAGGUGUCUACAUUUGCACAGGUUCCAACAUGUUUGGCAUGGACGAGGGCAGAGCCAUCCUCUACGUGCCAGAGGCCUCACAGACUCAGAUGUUUUACACAUCCUAUGAAAUGUUUGAAGGACGCAGACAUACUGCAGAGGGGGCCCGGCCUCUGGCCACUGUAACUCCCUCAGUGCUGAACGUCUAUCAAGGCCAGAGGGCAGAGUUCCACUGCACAGUAACUGGAAACCCAACCCCUGCCAUCGAAUGGAUUGGAGGUCCAGGUAACCGAAUGAGUCAGAGAGCAGUGAUACGAGGUGGCAUACUGAUCUUCACCUCAGUGGACGCGGCUGAUGAGGGAGACUACACCUGCAAGGCCCUAAACACGCAUGGCGAGCACACAGCGCGGGUUUCUCUCCUUGUCCAAAACUCUAACCCUAGCGGUCUAGGCAACCUACCUCAAGUCCAAGUCAGUCCUCAAAAUACAGAAGUCCAAGAAGGUGACACAUUGAGGUUGUACUGCAGAGCAUCGGGAUCACCCACCCCGAAGCUCACCUGGCUGAAAAAUGGAGGACAAAUCCCCCCUCAGGCUAUUCCCUCUCACGGUUUCCAUCAGUUUAAAAGCAACAGUCUCGAUGUGUUACAGAGACGUAUUGAGGACCUGCAGGCUCGUAAUGACCGCACCGACAUCGGUACUCUGUUCAUCCCUAAUAUCAAGGUGGCCGACUCGGGUACUUAUAUGUGUGUCGGCAGCAACAGCAUUGGCUCAAAUAGUGCUCCCAUUAAAGUCAGUGUGCACAAAGCUGAUCAUAGCUAUAAUGUGGUGAGCAUCCAACCAUCCAUAGCUGAUGUCCAAGUAGGCCACAAUCUGGAGCUCAAUUGUUUUGCGCCAGGAAAUCCUCCUCCCCCUGUCAUCUGGACUAAAGCUAGUGGACACCUCUCUGCCAAUCACCAGGUUGUGGGCAGUCAGCUACGAAUCCUGUCAGCUACUGCAGACGACUCAGGAGAGUAUAUCUGUCGAGUACAAGGAAACCCCGGCAGCUCUGGAUCUCGUGUCCAUCAGGCCUCUGUCUCUGUGUCUGUUACUUCGUCUUCUUCACGCCAGCAGAGCCCAAUCAUUGCCAUUGAACCCCACAGCGCUGCAGUGCGUGUAGGAUCACCGUUAGAUGGAGUGGAACUGGCCAUACAGCCAUUGCCAGACAAUGUCAAAGUCAGCUCUGAUGGUUCUGUUAUUACCAUUACCAAUGCACGCACCAUCAACCAUGGUGCCUAUCGCUGUGUGGCAAGCAACCCAUUCGGCAUCACGCACACCAUAGUGUCUUUGAUUGUUAAGGAGGCUCCUGUGGCCACGGUAACCCCUGUCGGGCCUGUACAGAUUAGGGUGGGUGAGCCCAUUAACCUGGAAUGCCAAGCUUCAGGAGAGCCCCGCCCCUUGGUUUCAUGGCACAGGCUUGACAACAACCGCAAGGUAGUGCUGAGCAGUCCUGUGCUCGUGGAGUCCAACGCAGUCAUGCAGAUACUAGCAGCACGUCCAGAAGACAGUGGCACAUAUGUGUGUGCAGCUCGAAACAAUGAAGGUACUACUGAGACCAGGGUGGAAGUAAUUGUCGAGGGAGGAUCCCAGUUGCCUACAGUGCCCAGGGCCUUUGUUCCUGAACCGCUUAUGAUUGUAGUGGAGGGUCAAACUGCAACACUGCGCUGUGAGGCCCACGGUUUCCCUGCCCCAGAAAUCAGGUGGACCAAGCUGCGGUCCCCUCUGCCUUGGCGGCACACGCUUGUGAACAACAGCUUGGUGUUGCAAAACGUUGGCAGACAAGACUCUGGAGAGUACAUCUGCAGUGCCACCAACAACAUGGGCACCACUAAAGUCACCAUUACGUUAGAUGUAGAGACUCCUCCGUAUGCCACCUCUGUGCCUAAUGAUGUGGCUGUGCGGGUUGGGGAGGUGAUCAGGUUGCAAUGCCUGGCCCAUGGAACUCCUCCUUUGACCUAUACUUGGACCAAGCUGGAUGGAAACCUCUCGCCAAGGGCUGAGGUUAGGGAAGGGGACCUCCAGAUAAACCUAGCUACCUCUGAGGAUGCUGGAAGCUACAAGUGUGUGGCCAGCAACAAAGUGGGCAACAGUGAAGUGAUUGCAAAAGUCACAGUCAGAUCUCCGUUGGCAGUGCGUGUAGCACCACAGGUUGAAGUAAAAGCCCAGGGCAGUGCUGUGGAGUUCACCUGUUCAGCAGCAGGUGGUGUAGAAACCAAGAUUGAGUGGCUAAAGGAAGGAGGAGCCCUUCCACCAAACAGCCACAUCAAGGAUGGAGUGCUCAGGAUUGAGAACCUAGAGCAAAGCAAUGAAGGUGUUUAUAUCUGCCGAGCUAGCAGCGUGUAUGGUCAAGCACAGGACACUGCUCGUUUGACAAUCCAAGCCUUGCCAAAGGUCAUGAUCAAUGUGCGUACCUCAGUGCAGACAGUUAUGAUUGGGAACUCUGUGGAGUUUGAAUGCCAGGCUGUUGGUGACCCAGAGCCCACAGUAAAGUGGAGCAAAGUCGGUGGGUCUCUGCCACCUCACAUUGUAGUGAAGGGUGGCAUGCUGAAGAUUGAACAGGUGACAGAGGCCGAUGCUGGCCAGUACCGCUGCACAGCCACCAAUGAUGUGGGCUCAGUACAGUCUCAAGUGGUCCUGAAUGUCCAGUCCCUUCCUCAAAUUGCUGCUCUGCCAAAAACGAAGGAGGUGGCAGUUGGGUCAGAUGCAGUCUUGCCUUGUGUGGCCUCAGGAUAUCCUGUUCCUGAUAUCAAAUGGUCUAAGCUUGAUAGGGAGCUUCCUGCUAAGUGUUUCCAAGAAGCCAACGUGCUGACAGUUCCUCGGGUCACCCAUGAGGAUUCUGGCACAUACGUCUGUACAGCCUCAAACAAGCAGGGCAAAGUGGAGUCCUUUACUACACUUGAAGUCCAUGAGAGAGUGAUGCCAUAUUUUGCCCAGGAACCUUCGUCGUACCUCACCCUGCCAACUAUCAAAAAUGCUUAUAAAGCUUUCAAUAUUAAGGUCAACUUUAGACCUGAUAACGUUGAUGGUAUGAUUCUCUACAAUGGCCAGAGAAGGACUACAGGAGCUGACUUUAUCUCUCUGGGGCUUGUGGGUGGCCGCUUGGAAUUCCGGUUUGAUGUGGGCUCUGGCAUGGCCACCAUACGUGACCCGCACCCUAUUAAACUGGGAGAGUUUCACACAGUUGAGCUGCAUCGCAACCUCACCCAAGGAUAUAUUAUUGUAGAUGGAGGAGAGCCCAUCAAUGGCAGCUCACAGGGCAAGUUCCAGGGUCUGGAUCUCAAUGAGGAGCUUUAUGUGGGUGGUUAUCCCAACUACACAGUCCUCACCAAAACUGCUGGAAUUAAGACUGGUUUUGUGGGCUGUAUUCGUCAGCUAUUCAUCCAGGGUGAGGAAAUCAUCUUUAAAGACCUUGACCGCAGCUCUACUGGUGUGACAAACUGUCCUACCUGUGAAGAUAAACCAUGUCAGAAUGGAGGGAUGUGUGAGGAUUCAGAGGCUAGUUUGUAUAAGUGCAGCUGUCCCAGAGGAUUUACAGGCAGCAACUGUCAGCACCACUCUUCUCUCCACUGUCACUCGGAGGCCUGUGGACCAGAUGCUACUUGCAUCAACCGCCUGAAUGGCCUUGGCUACGACUGCCGCUGCCAUCUUGGCAAAUUUGGGGAUAAAUGCAUGGAUGGGGAACUGGUUACCACGCCACUGUUUGAUGGUGAGGAGUCAUACAUCGCCUAUCCUCCUCUGACCAACAUCCAUGAUGACCUGCGUGUUGAGCUGGAGUUCAAGCCAGUGCAGAGAGAUGGCCUGAUCUUCUUCUGUGGUGGGAAAAAAAUGAAGGUGGAGGAUUUCGUCGCCAUUUCCAUGGUGAAGGGACAUGUAGAGUUUAGAUAUGAACUGGGCACAGGCCAGGCGAUACUUGUCAGUCCUGAGCCAGUCUCUCUGGGGCAGUGGCACAGAGUUGUGGCUGAGCGGAACAAGAGGGAUGGCCACCUGAGGGUCGACCAAGGUCCAGUGGAGAGAAAGACAUCUCCGGGCAAAGCCCAGGGCCUCAAUAUUCACACCCUCAUGUACAUAGGAGGAGUGUCCAACAUGGACAUCCUGCCUAAGCCUGCUAAUGUCAGUGACAUGUUUAAGGGCUGCAUAGGAGAGGUUUCCAUCAACAACAAGAAGGUGGAUUUGUCCUACAGCUUCACAGAGAGUAGAUCUAUCAGUAAAUGUGUGGACAGAAGCCCAUGUGACCGGCGGCCCUGUCUGAAUGGUGGUCACUGCAUGUCUAGUGCUGAGUAUGAGUACCAGUGCCUCUGUAAGGAUGGAUUUGAAGGUGAACGGUGCGAGAUAGUGAAGGACGCGUGCCAUAGCAAUCUUCAUUGCCAGAAUGGAGGCAUCUGCAUCAACAGCCAGUGUGUGUGUACACCUGGGUACACAGGUCUCAACUGUGAGGAAGUAUUAUCAGGCCAGGUCGUCAGCUUCCCAGAGGCCCUGAGGAAUUUGGAGUCUAGCGAGGCGAAUGAUUCACCCUAUCAGUAUGCAGCUCAUUUCAACAAUAAUGGAUACAUUGCACUUCCUAAAUCCAUUUUCCCAAGAAGUGCCCACGAUUCACCAGAAACAAUUGAAAUGGAGAUCAACACCAGCUCCUCUGAUGGCCUGAUCCUAUGGCAGGGAGUGGAGACCAAUGGUGCACGCAUUUUGCGAAAGGUGCAUGCUAUUAAAAAGGAACCUGGAGAACAUGGCAAACGCAAGGACUUUAUUAGCCUCGGCCUACAGAAUGGACGCCUUGUUUUCAGUUACCAACUGGGAAGUGGAGAGGCACAAAUCUUUUCCGACAGGUCAAUCAAUGACGGCAGAUGGCAUAAGAUCACAGCAGUCAGAACUGGAAAAGAUGGCUAUAUCCAGGUUGAUGGAGGAGCCAAGCUGCAUGGACAAUCUAAAGGCAAAAGCCUCAUGGUCAACACCAAAGGCAGUAUAUAUCUUGGUGGAGCCCCGGGUAUGACUGCCAUGACAGGAGGGAAGUUUUCAUCAGGAAUGAAGGGCUGUGUGAGGAACCUGGCACUGAUGAAUGCUCGGCCAGGACAGCAGCCAGCCCAGGCCAUUGACCUGGAAGCCCACGCGGCCCAUGGCAUCAACGUGCAGCCAUGCUCUUCAUAGACUGCUGCACACACGUACACAAACACACAUAGAGACUUUGAAGAAACAUCACACACACACACACACACACACACACACACACACACACACACACACACACACACACACACACACACACAGCAAACCUACACAAAAAGACUUACACAAAUAGAGCCUGACACAUACUUGGUGCUUUGCUGCUACCAAAAAAAAAAGAUUACACAACAAGAUGCAUUUAUCUGUGUGCAGUAAAACCAAAAAAAAGACAGAAAAAUUCAGACAAUAUUAACACGUCUUCUCUUCCUCGGUGUUGUAUUCUUGAUGAAGGACUAUUAACACAGGAAAACCAGUACAGUUUACAUACUUCCAGCAGUAGAAUUAGCCAUGAGAAAAGUAAAACAUAUUAGGCCUUCUACGAUGGGUCAGAUCCUAAGGAGGUGGAGAUGUUUUUACAGCACUGAAUUUUUAUUUAUAUACAUAUGAUUAUAUAUAUUAUAUCUGUGGGGGGAAACAUGCAAACUAACCAUAACUGCUCUUCAUCUUUCCUAGAAUUGUUUCUGGGUUCUAGUACUCUGUGUCCUGGGCUUUUUAAAGGCCUAACUGUAUUAAUACCUGAAGACUUUUAGGCCUUCUUUCUUCACUUCUGUAGAGGAACCUUUUCAUUGCGAGCAUGCUUACAGUCUUUCCUGAACCGUUGGGAGAGGAGUGCACAUGGUCACAGUCACUUGCAGCUUCAGCACACAACUCAGGACGUCAAAUACAAAUGAUUAAAAGCUAAGGAUAUAAGUACCGCUGCUUCAGCUUGGCUUAUUGUUGAUUCACUAGUAAUUUGCAGUGCUUUUUGUCUUCUGUCUAUAUAUUUUUUUUAUUUUUAAAGAAAGAAAUCUUGGUGCUAAGGUGAGACAUUAAAAUACAGCACAUAGUCAAAUAGUUAAUAUGUCACAUGUAGAGGUUUUAUUUAGUAAUUUGGCAUAGAUCAGCAUACAGUCAUUACUUUUGUUGAUGUGCAUGGCAUUUUUGGAUUGAUUUAAUGGCGGUAUGGCAUUGUUUGUUGCCUCAACAGCCUUAUUUGAUUGAGUAGAUCUCAAAGAAGGAGUUUAAGUGAACUGAAAAUGUGUCAUUUUUUAUGUAUGGUUAUUGAAGAUAUUGUUUUAUGUGUUAAACUAUCUGCCAGUCAGGUAGAUAUCUGUGUCAACUAAGAAUGAGUGUAUAUGUGAAGUAAAUUUGUUUGUUAUGUAUGUUUUAGACCUUUCCGUUUUUUCACAGAACACUCCACAUUCAGCCGCAGUAAGGGUCAGAUGUGUGCAUUUGGGUUUGUGUGUGUGUGCAUGUGUCAUUAUCCAUAUCCUCAGGAGGAUCAAUACAGAACUGCCUCAAGGUUUUACACAGGUUUGGUAGCUUUAGAGACACCUCACUAAGCUAUGAAACUCUGAAGGCUCUGUGGUUCUAUGGGAUGUUUUCUCUCCAAAGAGAGAUUCAUCCGCAGCACAUAGUUGGAUUAGUGUUUGGCCAUGUGUGAAUGCAGUGGAAGCCUCCUGCAGGUGCUGUGAUCAAUAGUGUAGCUCUAAUAAAAUAAAGCAUGCUCGCAAGCCUUUAGUUGACCACACCACACAAUGGCACAAUCACUUUGGGAUUCACAAACCCUUUUCUUGUUUUUUUUGUAAGCUUAAAAUAUUUGUAUUAAUAUCCUAAAAUGAGCAGCAUCCUUUCACAUAGAGUUGCACCGUUUUAAUUUAUUUUGUGUUUUUCUUUUUUUCCCUGCUUUUUUAUUGCUUUCUAGGCUCGAUUCUACUGUUUUAGAACAAUUACAGAAGCUUGCUACUUUCUUUUCUUUGGUUAUUGUGUAUUGCCUCCCACACCCUGUUGUUUUUCUCCUGAUGUUCGAUUUCAAUAGGGCCCACCUGGAAACUUCUUCAAAAAUGACCCCAACAAGGUUCCAUUAAAGGUUAACAUGUGAUAUUUGACUGGAGCUUCCUGGUCAAAUGGAUGAAAAGUGGUCUUAUUAUUCACUAAUUGAAAAAAGUCUUAGGCUCCAAAUGUAUGAGUGCACAGAAUGAUGUCAUCAUGAACAAGCGGGAUGAAGAAAGCUAACGCUGUGGUCCAGGUUAGGACAUUAAAGCAGAUAAUGAUGGUGUGUGUGCCCCUUGGUGGGUGCCUUAUGUGUAUCUGCUCUUAAACUGGAUUUUCACACAUACACUGUACACUGUCACCAAAUGCGGUUAGUGAGAAACUGAUAGCUGCUUUUGGUUUAUUUUACUCCACUACAAAUAAAGAAAGGUGCACUUUUGGUUUUGGAUUUUAACUUGCUGUUUUUAUUUUGAUUUUUUCAUUGAUCAUUUUACUCCUUCACUUCUGAGCGGCAGACAAAAGCAAAUUCUUACUGUAUCAGAUAAAUGAAUGAAAGUGUACCAGCUGAAAAAUGUCUAUGUCAAAAUGACUUGACUGUUUCAUUUCCAAUGUUGAAAGAUGCUCUUCUUGCCCUUGGUGUUUCUUAAUUAAAAACAAAAUUCAUGUGCUA
Maylandia zebra (zebra mbuna) is the source of this 13545-nucleotide messenger RNA. The record is from RefSeq and is a predicted model, not a curated record. Lineage: Eukaryota; Metazoa; Chordata; Actinopteri; Cichliformes; Cichlidae.